AUGCUUGCCUACAAAGGCACGGGGCUCCUAGGUACUAUGUGUGGUACAUUCCGGUCAAAGGUCCACUGGGCCUAUGUACAAGAUGGCACGCCCUGUACAUGCAGACACAACUUUGACCGGAUCUUGCGAAGUAUCAGUCAAUUGAGUUCCGAAAUCCCCGAUUCAAACCAAACCAACAAUACCUCCUCUUCGUAUAUCAAGGACGACAUGAUGGAUAUUGUAGCCACAACUGGGCCCUAUGAUGGCAAGGGAAUCCCAGGUCCUGAUGAACUAGCUCCAUCAGCGCAGCUUCUCCUCGAUGACAAAAGUGCUAGUUAUCGCUCUCGGCUAAAAAUAGAGCAUUUUACUACUAUGAUGAGAAUGUUAAUGAGGGUCAAUCUGCUUGAGCCAACGUGGAGUCAGCAAAAACUUCAUUACGGCACUCUUGAGGAACCGACACCCCAACAAGAUGAGCUUGUGAAUAUACUCGCUGCGCAAUUUCAGCUCUCGGAGGGAUUCAUAGUACAAAAAUCCCUUUCUCGAGCCUUUGAUAUUUUGGUAAGAUUCUCCUCGAUUCAGAAGUAUCAAAUGAAGUCUGACUCAACCAUUCGAUUCCAGCCAAAUUUCGAGCUACAUUUCCAUCAACUAUGGGCACUCAUCUUCCAACCUCCCAUCCCAGAGACCAGUUCACUAUCAAGAGCAGAAUCACAUCCAGACUCCACAAUACGUGAUAUUCUGCGUGCUGUCUCAUUUUUUGUGCCUCCCGUCACCGAAUUUCACGGAAAACCUGAACUCCAUCGGGAUAUUAGGCCCGUCUCGUUUGAAGAAACAUACCAAUCGUCAAUGCGAGAUUCAAAUAAUGCUUUGGCUCUCCCCCAAAUCAUCAAGGGUCUUACGGAGAAAAGUACUGACCAUCGGCCUCACCUUGUUCUUUUCCUCGGGGACAAAGCUCAGAGCCAUAGCUACAUCCCGGGUAUCAUGGGUGCUCUUUACGCCGCGGCCCCAAAGAGAGAGGGAAAUGGAGAACAAGAUGUGUCCGAGAUGGCUAAGAAUUUUGAACCCGUCCCUUUGCAACUUCUUUUCCAGCUUCAACCUAAUACUAGAAUGUUCAGGUUGAAAGAAGGGAAUUCAGUUCCUCGGUCUUUACCAAAAGAAAUGGCACAGAGCCAUGCUCAGGAUACUGCCGCUAAAUACUGGAUGGGGGAUCAUCAGGAGUCAGAAGUUGGUUUACAGAUUGAUCCGACCAGAAACCGAGUGGCCUUCGUGUUGAAUGAUCAUGGUGCCAAUCAGAGUGAGUUUACGUACAAUGAUGUUCUUCAGGGCAAAGGGCGGAGUGAAACCUUGGGCCAGAAUCAGGGCGAAGUCAUUAGGGAAAGCUUCACGGUUUCUCAGGUUGUUGUCUAUAGAGUGGACGGUGGCGACAAGUUUGAACCUCGGUGCUAA
Messenger RNA from Penicillium manginii, 1422 nucleotides. RefSeq lists its product as uncharacterized. The record is from RefSeq and is a predicted model, not a curated record. The transcript has a single exon. Bases 1 to 1422 code for a protein of 473 amino acids. Lineage: Eukaryota; Fungi; Ascomycota; Eurotiomycetes; Eurotiales; Aspergillaceae.